Messenger RNA from Mizuhopecten yessoensis (Yesso scallop), 3425 nucleotides. RefSeq names its product leucine-rich repeat and fibronectin type III domain-containing protein 1-like protein. The coding region runs from base 149 to 1930 and encodes 593 amino acids. The transcript has a single exon. Lineage: Eukaryota; Metazoa; Mollusca; Bivalvia; Pectinida; Pectinidae. Gene Ontology annotation, molecular function: protein binding. The record is from RefSeq and is a predicted model, not a curated record.
GUAGAUGAUACGACAGCCACUUUGUGAGGGCUUAAAUAUAUUUUGGAAAUUUUCUUCGCGUAUAUUGCGUGCUGUUUCUUUUUAUCAUUAUCAACACCACAGAAAAUAUACAGAUUCGAGAAAUCAGUAGGAAUUAUAGCGAAUAGAUAUGGAACAAAACAGGUAUACUACCAUGGAAAUUACGUUUUUGAUAUUAGUGCUUUUUGUAUUACCUGGGAAUAGUCAAACGCCUUGUCCAACGGGUUGUGUGUGCCAAAGCCCCUUUACGGUUAGUUGUAGUGCAGGAUUCACGGCGUUUCCGUCACCACUAACCGAUACCAUCAAAUUGCUCUCAAUUAAUGGAAACUACAUGACACACAACAGUAUCCCUACCAUACAUCGGAGUGACUUUCAACCCAUGCCUGGACUAGUUUCGUUACAAAUGGCUUAUUGCGAAAUUAACACAAUCGCAGAUGACACAUUUUUAUCUCGGGCUUCGUUGACAUAUCUAGAUCUGUCAUAUAACAACAUUCCCCGAAUAACUGACAAGACAUUUUUGGGGCUAACAAAUCUGGUUUCCCUACAGAUCAGCGGGAAUCCGCAUUGUGAGCUGAGCGAAAAGACUUUUGAUAGUCUUUCGAAUCUGGAAGAACUCUAUAUUGCCGAAAUGGACUUGGAACGCCUUCUUCCUGUUAUGUUCACAAAUUUGAAACAUCUCAGACUUUUGGAUGUCCAUGGAAACAAAAUAUGGAAAAUUGAAUUUGAUUUUGGGGCUGUAUUCCCGAACUUACAACACUUGGAUUUAUCGAGAAACCUUCUAAAGGGACUGUCCAAACGGUACAACGACACGUUUUCACAUCUCACUACAGUCAAAAUGUCGGGAAAUCCACUCCAAUGUAAUUGCGAAUUACGAUGGUUAAAGCAUUCAACGAAAAAGGCUCUGGACCCUGAAUAUGCCAGUGACGCAUUAGUUUGCUACGGCCCAGAACGUCUGAAAUAUGCUCCGAUUUUGCGCGUUCCUGAUUUAGAGUUUAAGUGUGUUGCACCCCAAAUAGUCAAUUGUACAACUGAAACGUACGUUGUGAUGGAAACGUCAUCCCUUCGGAUGUGGUGUGAAUUGGGGGGAGAUCCAUAUCCGGAUGUGACCUGGACAAGAUAUGAUGGAAAGAAUGUAGAAUUCACUUACGAAAACACUUCAAACUACUAUGUUUCUAGAACAGGAUCCUUGGAUAUUUUCAACGUCUCACAGGCCGAUGACGGUACGUGGACACUCGGUGUCAGCAAUUCAAUCGGUCAGAAAAGUCAUCAACUGAAAAUAGUUGUUACCCCCAAAACAACCACCACCACAACAACGUCAACAACAACAACAACCACAACCACAACCACAACCUCGCCGACGACGACAACAACAACAUCGACAACAACGCCUACACCAACCACAUCGACAACAACGCCGACGGCGACAACGACAACAUCAACAACAACGCCGACAACAUCAACGCCGACAACAUCAACGCCGACAACAACCACAUCAACAACGCCGCCACAGACGACACCAACUACAAGUACUUUGAAAUCUACAACCGCAAAUACGAUAUUAAGCAGCAGCGAGUAUCAGUCAGCUAAUGGGGGUACGGUAACCCAUAAAGCCCCCGAUCAUGUAAACCCUAACCCGACUAACAUCCCACCAGAUGACAAUGACAAGACAGACGACGAUAGCGAUGAGGUCAAACCAACUAAUAGGGCAGACGAAGACGGUGGUGGAAUGAACAUGAUGAUGAUAGCAGGAGCUGGCGGAGGAGGUCUACUUCUGAUCGUCCUCAUCGCCGUCAUCGUCUACUGUGUGAAGAGGAAGAAGGGCAGUAACCGGGUGGAGGACAUCAGCAUCCGACAGGACAAUGACUUUGAUUCGGUAAGAUCUCCACGUCGUCACCGUGUUAAUGAUUUCUGAAGAAAACAAAUGACACUAGAGGAAGUAACAUAGGAGGAUGUUUCGUGUGCAGUGUUCGCAUCUAUUAUAAUUUCAUCUUGCUCGCCCUUGAUUUAGACGACAAAAUAGAUGUGGGCAAAAUAUGUUCAAAAUAUUAUGAUUGUGCAACAAUGGAAAACAUUGGGGAGACAGGAGGACUAACACAGUACGAGUGGUUUAAAUAUUGUAGUUUACAGUGUCUCUCGGUUAUUGUGAUUCUAUGUAGUCGCUACUUUUAUUUAAUGUGACUGUGAUAACAUUUAUACAGAAAUGAUUUUACCUUUGAACUGUUAAUUUUAUUUGAAUAAUCCGAUUCAGCAUAUAUAAGCGAAUUGAAGUAAUAUAGUUCCAUAAAUGAAUAUUAAUGUUUCAAUAUUGUGCUUCUAUCACACGUAAUUAAAAAAUGCAAAACAGGGGAAACGCGUUGGUAGCCAUUACGUCUACUAGGAACAUACUUAAUGUCAAUUAUAGAUAUCAACUUAAUCGAGAGUCGUAUCGAGAAGAUAAUUUUGUGUUGUAUUAUUUUACAACAGAGGUUAUUUUUUAUUACUAUUUAUUGCUAGUCUUUGUUGUUAUGCAAACAUCAAAGCAUGAGUUGUAUUGUAAAUGCUUGUAACUUUAACAAUAACGAGGAGAUAUGUAAGCUUCAAAAUCGAAUGACGCAUUAUAAAAUCUAUAAAACCUAACAAAUCAAGUUUUCUUGUUUGAAAUAAAGACCUCUGAACAAAACAUUAAAUAGGUCGAAUAGAUUUUUAUUCCGGCAUGAUGAAUAUUUGGAAGGUAUUUGGAAUUCACAGAAUAGUCCUAACAUAGUAAAUGUUCAACAUUCGCGAAUAAUAAACGCCACACUACAGCACUAGAUUUAUCUUGAUAUGGAUCGUAAAAGAUUUUAGUAUUAACUUUUUUUAAUCUAGUUUAUUACCGCGUCGGUAUUUAGGACGUUAGAUUAUAAUGGAAGAUUACAUUAACAUACAGUUUAAAAGAUGAAAUAAGUUAGUUUCUAGUACCUCUACUUCAUGUUGUGGUUUCAUAAAAUAAUCUAAACUUAUCCGAGAUGUUGGAUACAUAUAUAAUAUUAUAAUAUUCGCAUAGAAAUAAUGGAUAUAAGAAACUCCUGUUGGUGAAUUGAGUGAUUAUAGGAAUAAGACAAUGACUGGUUAUUUUUUUAAAUUCGUCUCAUUUUCAGGUCAGGCUUAUAGUGUUUUAGUUUUAUUACAUGUUUAGAAUAUUAAUUAAGUGUAAGGUGUGAUAUUGUAAUUAAAGCAUAUGCAUUCAUUUGAAGAGAAGAUAUGAUACAUAUGCUUCUUUUCGUUAAAAUUUGUUGAUUUGUAAUUGUUACUGAUGAUAUCUCUACAUUUCGUGUAAAUAGUACUUUGUUAUUUAUUUUUUUGUAUUUUUUUUUAAUAGAUUGAACCAUAUUUUCUUGUUAUUGAUUUUUCAUGUUAAAUAAUUCAUGCUUAACGUAUAUUUGCGGCGA